Cyprinodon variegatus (sheepshead minnow) is the source of this 1430-nucleotide messenger RNA. RefSeq lists its product as uncharacterized. Gene Ontology annotation, molecular function: oxidoreductase activity. The transcript is spliced from 9 exons. The record is from RefSeq and is a predicted model, not a curated record. Lineage: Eukaryota; Metazoa; Chordata; Actinopteri; Cyprinodontiformes; Cyprinodontidae.
UUUCGCCUUUCAGAGAUGGCGCUGCUGGGAAACCGCUGCAAAAAACGCCCAUCCCUAUAGAACCCAGAUCUAUAGAUAUAGAUAUACCUGCCCCAUCCCUAUAGGACCCAGAUCUAUAGAUAUAGAUAUACCUGCCCCAACAGGAGGCGGUUCCUCUUGUGGCUGCAGCAUUGGAUCAUCAUCAUCAUCAGCAGCAGCAGCAGCAGCGGAGGACAAACAAGCAGCGAAGCUUUGGGAGCGCAGAGCGGGACAGUAUGCAUCGUUGUGUCAUCAGCCAGCAGGAGGUGCAAAGCUUCAUUGAGAAGUGUUUAACGGCGGUGGGGGCCAAACCCCACCAUGCCAGAAGCCUGGCUGAGGUGCUGGUAACAGCGGACUGCAGGGGCCACUACAGCCACGGACUCAACAGGAUGGAUAUGUACCUGAAGGACAUCCAGACAGGAAUCUGUGCAGUAGAAGGGGAGCCGCUGGUGGAGAAGGAAAGUGCUGCCACAGCGCUGGUGGAUGGGAAUAACCUGCUGGGACCCGUGGUGGGAAACUUCUGCAUGAAACUGGCCAUUAAAAAGGCCAAAGAGGUUGGAAUAGGCUGGGUGGUGGCACACGGUGAGUCCCAUCACUUCUCUGCUUCUGUCUGGAGGCCAUGAACGCAGCGAGUGGAGCUACAUGGCUGCAGAGCUCAAAUUGAUAAGCUAACAAUGUGAAAACGCUCUCUGUAGCGCACUUUGGGCACCAACCCGCUGAGCGUAGCCGCUCCUGCUGAACAUGGAGACAGUUUUGUUCUGGACACCGCCACUUCAGCAGUAGCCCUUGGAAAGGUGGAACUGAAUGAGCGGCGAGGCGACCCCAUUCCUGACGGCUGGGGCUGCGACCCAGAGGGACACGUAACCACCGACCCAAAGAGUGUUCUGACUGGAGGAGGACUGGUUCCCAUCGGCGGCAGUGAAGCCACAGGAGGCUAUAAAGGUUACGGACUGGGAAUGAUGGUGGAGGUCUUCUGUGGGAUCCUGGCUGGCGCACAAUACAGCAAAUAUGUGCGAACGUGGAAGGUUACCGACCGUGUUGCCAACCUGGGUCAGUGCUUCGUAGCAAUCAACCCAGAAAACUUUGCUCCAGGGUUCAAUGAGCGGAUGUCAGACCUGCUUAGCAUCCAGAGAGACCAGGACCCUGCUGACCCAGGCUCCCCUGUUUUGGCUCCAGGAGAUCCAGAAAGGAUGAAUAUUAAGAAGUGUGAGGAGAUGGGUGGAAUACCUUACCACAUCAAUGUCGUCAAGUACAUUAACGAUUAUGUGAAGAAAAUUGGUGUCAACGAGCUUCUGCCAUGUGACAAGAUCGUCUCCAUUUAGAUGCUGUGUGUGAAACCGGUGGACAUCUGGCCUGAAUCAGCAGCUUCUGGCCCUCAGGGGCCAAAAAAGGCAUCAAUUCUUUUAAAGAGU